Ciona intestinalis (vase tunicate) is the source of this 2338-nucleotide messenger RNA. The record is from RefSeq and is a predicted model, not a curated record. Lineage: Eukaryota; Metazoa; Chordata; Ascidiacea; Phlebobranchia; Cionidae.
GCAGAAACUCGGCUAAUACGAUAAUGAAUUGUUAUUAAAUGAUGAAGUAAGUUACGUCAAUUAAUUAAUAAAAUCAUGGCUUCCGCUGAGUUAUUCGAAGAUCCUUUCGAUCCCGUUGAAUAUGUUGAAAGAUUAGCAUGGAGAACGCCUGGAGGGGGAACUAAAGGAGGCGCACAAGGUUUUAAUCCGCAGCAAUUACACGAUGAAUUUGUCGCUCACAUCACUGAGUUAAAGAAUUUAGAUACAAGAAUACAAAGAAAAGUUGAACGAUUGGAAACAACAUUACAAAGAGAGGCCAGGGCUCAUGUUGAGAAAGUUGCUGAUCUACAGAAAAGUCACCAAGUUGCUUUCAGCCAUUUUCAAUCCUUGGAUGACCGAAUCAACUAUGUGGCAACUAAAGUUGUUCAUCUUGGUGAUCAGCUGGAAGGAGUGAACACACCACGUGCUCACGCUGCUGAAGCAUUAAAAUUAAUGAAGUACUUUGAUGAGUUUCUGUCUGAUGAAUUUACAUCGGAAGCAUUUGUCAACCCAUAUAGAGUUCACGAUGCUGCUGAUAUUGUUCAUAAACUUCAUCUAAUUGCUCAGGAGUUACCUUAUGAUCGAUUUGCACCGGUGAAAGCAAGCAUAGUGUCGAAGUACCACACUAUCGAGAGUGAAUUAUUGAAUGAGUUUCGAGAAGCUCAUAAAAAUAAUGAAGUUGCUAAGAUGAAGGAAUUGGCUUCUACUCUGUCUCAUUUCAAAGGUUAUCAAUACUGCAUUGAUGCUUUCAUUGAGGAGAGCAUUCAAAAUUCAUUUUACAAUCGCAAUGAAAUAUUUUCUGAAGUUGGCAACCUGUGUGCAAAGGUCCACAAGGUGAUUUUGAGCGUGUUCAGCUCUCCAGAGCAAGUGAUGGGCAAACUGGUUGCGAAAAUCUAUCAAACAAAACUAAGUGAACAUGUUAGUGGUAAACUAAGGGAACACAGAAGCACAGACCCUGAAAAGUAUCUUCAGCAUCUUCAUAAACUUUAUGGACAAACUGUUGAGCUCUCUGGAAAGUUGUCUCAAUAUAAACUGGGCUCUGAUUCAAAUUUCCUCAAUAAGUUGACAAAGUCAAUAUUUAAGACCUUUCUACAAACUUACAUAGAAGUAGAGGAAAGCUUUCUUAAAGAGAAAGCAAUGCUCAUAUCACAGAGGUUUUAUGAUUCAAAGAAUCACACCAAGAAACAACUUCACACAGGUAUUCAGGACUUGAAAGCUGUAAUUUCUGAUAAAACGAGCAUUCGUUUUGGAUUGGGCAGCAGUUCAACAGACAGCAAUACAAGGGAAACUUAUUUGUCUCAAGAACUUGCUAUAAAUCUGCUACAGGAAACAAAAAUGGGAUUUGGUCGUUGUAAAACUCUUUCUUCGCAAUCCAAGUUGGCUGCUAAUGCAACUCGCAUAUUCAAUUUAUUACUUGAGUUCCUAUGCAAGCAACACAUUGAGUAUGCCAUUGAUUUAGGGUUGAUGGCUGUCCCACCAUCUGAUCCAAAGACUGAACCCAACAUAUAUUUCCUUGAUAUUGUGCAACAAACCAACACAGUGUUCCAUCUAUUUGAAAAGCAGUUUGCCGACCCAUUGCUACCAUUAGUUAGUGCAUCUCCAAGCUAUAGUGAAUGUGUACAGAGGAAGAAAAAAGUCCGGGAGAGGAUGGAGGUUCAGUUAGAUACAGGGAUCGAUAAAUGUUUAUCCUCCGUGAUCGGAUGGAUGAGGCAUAUUAUGAGGACGGAGCAGAAAAAGUCUGAUUUUUCCACCGACCAGCCCCCCCAACAACAAUACACCAAUGCUUGUCAAAUGCUUUGCAAGUAUGUGAAGAAAGUGAUUGACACCAUGAGGACAUCACUUGAUGGAAAUAAUGUAGAUGCUGUGUUGAAAGAAUUCGGGACCAGAUAUCACAGAUUAGUAUACGAUCAUCUGCAGCAAUAUUCCUUCAGUUCUAUGGGUGGUAUGAUGGCAAUAUGUGAUGUCAAUGAAUACGGAAAAUGUGCCCAACAGCUACAGGUGCCAUUCGUGAACUCUUUGUUUGAAAGUCUUCAUUCUCUUUGCAAUCUAUUAGUUGUUGCUCCAGAAAAUUUGCGACAGGUCUGUUCUGGAGAUCAGUUUGCUAAUCUGGAUCGAGCUGUGCUUCAUACAUUCGUUCAACUACGCUCAGAUUAUAGAUCAGCAAGAUUGGCAAAACAUUUCUCUUGAUCUGUUCAUUUCUAAUUGAUGUUAAAACAACACCGACAGCUGCAUAUUUAACUGUUUAAUUACUUCUCUUAUACACACGAUUUCCUAUAUUCAUGUGCAAUGUAACAUUGUAAAUACAUUAGAAUCUAUGAUU